Messenger RNA from Pichia membranifaciens NRRL Y-2026, 1059 nucleotides. RefSeq lists its product as hypothetical. The transcript has a single exon. The coding region runs from base 1 to 1059 and encodes 352 amino acids. The record is from RefSeq and is a predicted model, not a curated record. Lineage: Eukaryota; Fungi; Ascomycota; Pichiomycetes; Pichiales; Pichiaceae. Gene Ontology annotation, molecular function: histone deacetylase activity, NAD-dependent; NAD+ binding.
AUGGGUAAAGGACAGAAUACAGAAACUAUAACGAAACAGCUUGAUACGGUUGUUUCUCAACUUCAAAGAAAAAAUGCUAAAGUAGCUUUUUUUGUGGGUGCCGGAAUAUCAACAAAUUGUGGUAUACCAGAUUUUAGGUCACCAAAAACAGGAUUAUAUUCCAACCUUCGGAAACUAAAUCUUCCCUACCCAGAGGCAGUUUUUGAUAUUGAUUACUUCAGGAAAAAACCAAAAGCUUUUUAUACUUUGGCAGAGGAGCUAUUCCCAGGCAAGUUUGUGCCAAGUAAAUUUCACUACUUUAUCAAGCUGUGCCAAGACAAGGGUAUCUUGAAGCGUUGCUACACUCAGAAUAUUGAUACAUUAGAAAGAAUAGCCGGUGUUUCUGAUGAUAAGGUUUUAGAAGCACACGGAUCAUUUUGCGGAAACCACUGUAUCGAAUGUAGCGAAGAAAUGCCAAGGGAGAAGUUGAGAGCAUUUAUGGAUCAAAAGAAAAUUCCUACAUGUGCAAAUUGCGAAGGGUACGUCAAACCAGAUAUUGUUUUUUUCGGUGAGGCAUUACCAGAUAAACUCUGGGAAUUUUGGGAGGAAGACAUCGAUGAUAUAGAUGUUGCAAUUGUUGCCGGAACAUCCCUAGCUGUUUACCCUUUUGCAUCUCUUCCGGCGGAAGUUGGCAAGAAAGCGAACAGGAUCCUGAUCAACCGAGAAAAAUGUGGCGAUUUUGACACCAACCCACGUAAAUCAGAUAUUGUUUUGUUGAAGGAUUGUGAUAUUAUUGCCGAAUUGUUGUGUGAGAAGUUAGGUUGGUCCGAGGAUCUUGAGGCGCUUUGGCUUGCAGGCAAUAAAUCUGUACGCGGCAAACCUGAGAAUGAAGUUGAACCCUCGAGCAGCCAAAAGGAUAAAGCUGCUGCCACAGCUACUGAGAUAGCGGAGAAAGUUGAAGCUGGGCUUGAAUACGACAAAAAUGAAGAGAAGAAUAAAAGAGACAAAGUCAAGAAUAAGGAGAAUGACGAAGACGUUGAUGUUCUAGCUGGUGUCGUUAAGAAGAUCAGCAUUACGUAA